AUGGAUAGCAGAUGCUUGGCGGCUGCCGCAACAGUAGCAGUAGUGCCAUUGAAGGAAGAGGGAGCAGAGGAUCCGGCUCGGGUUAUAGAUCGAAGAUCGCGACUCUGUUGUUCUCAAUGCCGAGGAGGAACAGGAACCUUAGGUAUCUCGUUAUACUUCUCUUCGUUGCUGGCACUUCCCGAUUAUUCCCGUUCUCCCUUCCCAGUUGAAGCUGUUGGUACCAUCUUUGUUGUUAGCUUCUUGAAAGCGAUAGGCUCCGAAUAG
This is a messenger RNA of Linum trigynum, 264 nucleotides long. The record is from the annotation of a GenBank genome assembly. NCBI's taxonomy places the organism in Eukaryota, Viridiplantae, Streptophyta, Magnoliopsida, Malpighiales, Linaceae.